Messenger RNA from Neltuma alba, 1861 nucleotides. RefSeq names its product probable galacturonosyltransferase-like 3. The transcript has a single exon. The coding region runs from base 428 to 1483 and encodes 351 amino acids. Gene Ontology annotation, cellular component: Golgi apparatus. The record is from RefSeq and is a predicted model, not a curated record. Gene Ontology annotation, molecular function: glycosyltransferase activity. Lineage: Eukaryota; Viridiplantae; Streptophyta; Magnoliopsida; Fabales; Fabaceae.
AAAUAAAUAAAUAAAAGCACAUCAGAUCACAGCCGUUCAUCCAUCCAAACCGUGAUCACCCACCAGACACACCAAUCAUCGUCAAACGACAAGGUACGGUUGUGUUCUGUUAUCCGCUUAGCGUACGGGAAUUUUUCUUUUGGCACAUAACGACGAUAAUAUUUACCUCCGAUGUCUACGAUGAAUCCGCCGCUCCCACGAUUCCUACAUGAAACACCUCUAUUCUUCUUCCCACCCCACCCCGCUCAUUCACGCGUCUUUCCAGCCUGGCAAAACCCUCCCAUAUCGCUUUCGCGGGCCCCACCAUGCCACACCGAUUUGAAUCAUUCAUGCCAAAUUCCAAAAAAACCCUUAACCUUUUUUCAAGGUAACAAUAUGCCUUCUCCUUCUCUCCCUUUCUUAUCUGUUUAGAGCGCGCACCCCCACCAUGCUACCGACACUCCGUUGCCACACUGUCUUUAUUUUUAUCGUCUUUCUCGUUGCCGUCGUGGGUUUCCCGGCUUGUGAUGGCACAGGCGAGCUCCCGGUGUUCAGGGAGGCACCGGCAUUUCGCAAUGGAAGGGAGUGUCCUAAAACGGCGUGGUCAGCCCUCGACGAACGAGCUCACAGCCCGUCGUCUGUCAUUCACAUCGCGAUGACUCUCGAUGCCACUUAUCUCCGUGGUUCCGUCGCCGGCGUCUUCUCGGUUCUGCAGCACUCGUCUUGUCCGGAGAAUGUGGUGUUCCACUUCAUCGCCACCACGCACCGGCGCUCAGCGCUUCGGCGGAUAAUCACUUCUACGUUCCCGUAUCUCAAUUUCCACCUGUAUCACUUCGACUCGAACCUCGUGAAGGGGAAGAUCUCCUACUCCAUUCGCCGAGCUCUCGAUCAGCCUCUCAAUUACGCGAGGAUGUAUCUCGCCGACCUCCUACCGGCCGGAGUUCGCCGGAUAAUCUACUUCGAUUCGGAUCUGAUCGUCGUGGAUGACGUUGCCAAUCUCUGGAACAUCGAUUUGGGGACGCGUGUGCUUGGCGCUCCCGAGUAUUGUCACGCCAAUCUGACCAAUUACUUCACUCCGAAGUUCUGGUCCAAUCCGACCUAUGCGGCGUCGUUUCGAGGGCGGAAGCCAUGCUACUUCAACACCGGCGUCAUGGUGAUCGAUCUGUGGAAAUGGAGGGAAGGAAAGUACACGGAGAAGCUUGAGAACUGGAUGAGGAUUCAGAAGCGGUACCGGAUCUACGAGCUAGGCUCACUGCCGCCGUUCGUACUGGUGUUCGCCGGCGAAGUCAAGAGGGUGGAGCACCGGUGGAACCAGCACGGGCUAGGCGGCGACAAUCUGGAAGGUUUGUGCCGGGAUCUUCAUCCCGGUCCGGUGAGCCUGCUUCACUGGAGCGGGAAGGGGAAGCCAUGGCUGAGGCUUGACUCGAAGAGGCCAUGCCCUUUGGAUAGCUUGUGGGCCCCAUACGAUCUGUUCCGUCACUCUCGGUUGUUCUCUGACAGCUAGCGGAUGACGACGAUGUUCACCACACGCGCCACCGCUGCCCGCCGACGAAUCACUCCAACCGUUUGUUGUUCUUUGUGAGUAUGAUCAGCGAUCAGUGGACACUGUGGACUGUGUAGUGGAGUGAAGCUGUGAAGCAUACAGAGCGUAAAAAGACGAAAGAGGGCACGGAGGUGCGAAGAAACCAAAAAGGGGUUACUUAACCCGAAACGGCGACGUAAGGAGGUUGUUUGAUGCAUGCAUGGUAUGUACAGCAUAAUAAUGGACAGAAUACGUGCUAUAUUCUUGUCUGGGAAUAACCAAAAAAUAAUUAUACAAUAUAAUUAUUUAACUUAUUCUUGGUGAUUUUGUAAAUUAUAUUGUAUGAUUAUUUGGGUCUUA